GUAAAUGCUGUUCACUCCUUUACCUGAACCCAACUCCAAAUAGGAAACAGAAACACGACGUGCCACUUUUUGCACUCAGAUGUGGGACUAAAGAGAAAUUAAAGAGAAGAAGAAAAGGGAUAAUUUGUCACAAUGACAGGAAUGAAAGCUAAUUUACGAGUAUAAUGUUAUUGUUUUUAAUAUUUUAUACUCAUAAAAACUUUUAAAACAGAAAUGUCACACUCUAAAAAGUGUAAAAACACUCCAAUAAGAGAAAUUUUCAAUGAUAAACUACCAGCUGAUCUCUUCGGAAGUUAUACGACCACAAAUCAAAAUGAUUACAAGAAAUAUUGCGAAGCUGUUAGAACAAGUUGCAAAUUUGAACAAAAAAGAAUGGAAGAUCCGCCAAAAGUUGUAUCAAGACCUUAUAAAAGAGAAGAUCAUGGUAGUUUUGCGAAAUAUCAUAAAGGAGCCGAAGUACCUAUUGAGCUCUACUCUUUACCCAAACCAAUUACUCGUACAAAUCCACAUAUUCCUUUUAAGGAAUUAGGGGAACUUCCACAGAUAAAGAAAGAAGAAGCAAUCAAAACCCGACCAAGACUUUAUAUGGUACCAGCUAUACCAAUAGAUGACAUUAAAGAACCGGACCAGCGUAAACUGUUGUGUCGGUAUAUGUAUACAACUCAAGGAAGAAAAGCAGAGAAAGAUGCAACAGUUUACUUUAAACCAGUAAAACCACGCAUAGAUCAAAUAGAAACAAGGGACAAAGUGACAUUGCGGAUUGAUUUUACGCCUCCACUGAAUGAAAAGUUUCGUGAAGUGUGUAGAGAGUGGGAUCAUGAUCAGCUAAGAGGAAAUCCCAAUCCAACUAAAGAAUUUUGGAUUCGUAAAGAUCCGCCGGUAGUUUGCGGCGCUUGCGUGGAUCCAUAUAAGAAUUUAGUUCCAGAAAAAGUAAAAAAAGAAAUAACAGGACUGGUCAAAGAAGAAAGACUAGUUUCAGCACAUGAUACAAAGCCUGGAUGCACGUACACAGGAUUUAGACCAAGAUUACCCAUGGGAAUUGCCUUAGAGAAGAAACAUUUAUCUACCUUGCAUCCUUUAGUGUCAGUUACGCAAAUACCUGGAAAUCGAACUCCUAAAGAAGUGGCAGAAUUAACCAAAAUAUAUAAUUCUGAACACCAACUCAAAUGCAGUAGUUAAAUGUAAUAACUUAAAGAAGUAAUAAAUAUUUUAAUAUUUA
Messenger RNA from Psylliodes chrysocephalus, 1219 nucleotides. The record is from the annotation of a GenBank genome assembly. Lineage: Eukaryota; Metazoa; Arthropoda; Insecta; Coleoptera; Chrysomelidae.